AUGGUGUUCAAGUCAUUCAAGUGCAAACUGUACUCCAAAAGCUACCACUCGUCGGCUCAGAAGCAAUCGACAGCUUUUUUCGAGAGCUCAUAUCAGUAUUUGCGGCGGAAUCAGGGUCUGGUGAGCCAGGAUAGUUGCAUACCUUCCCCAGAUAAUGUGGCAAUCGCACCAAACCCCGUGGUGGUAGCUAACGUGAACUAUAACAAUGUUGAGCUAGCCCUGGAUCCCGACGCUUGCGAAGGAACACAUUCACCGCUACACAUUAGCCAGGAUGGCGUUAUAAUAGAGCAAAGACAGAGACGUGGCAGUGGAUCGCGCAGAUCUAGCUUAGGAACUGCAACUGUCUCUGCCACGGUUCCCGUGGGCCAGUCUCUCGAUCGCUAUCGUUCUCGCCAACAUAGUGAAUCUUACGCCCGCUAUCCGAUUCAAAAGUCGAUGGAAAUCAAUGGAAGACUGUCAAAGAGCUAUUUUUCAACCAGCACCGCGGAACGCUCAGGUACGAAAAUCCCAGACAAUUUAUCUUCUAUAUCUUCCAAUCCAGUAGAACCACAUAUUCUCCCGGCGGAAGAUGCCAAACAUUCAGACAUGCCGGUGGCAUUUAGUGAAAGAAACGCUAUAGAAUCCAUCCCUCCUAAGGAUACCCGUUUCGAUCCAACUAUACCCACCUGGGAACCAGACACGGAAGAGUGUCUCAAUCCGAAAACCUUUUUAGAUACCCAAACCAACCAGAUCAGGAAGUCUUUCGCGAAAGGGGACUACGACAUUAUAAAUGCCUGCUUCCAGUCUCUAUUGAGAAACGAUAUUGUUCCGCCAUUGGAUGUGUACGCCCUGGUGAUGAAGUCGGUCUGCAACAGAGAUCUAGACAACGACAACGUGGACAACCGUAUGUUCCAGCUGUUAAGUUGCUACCAGAGCCUCAUAAACAAUAAGAUGAAGCCUACUGAGGAAAUUUACGACGUGGUAAUAGGCAGUCUCCUAAAAGGCUCCAUCGCAGCUCAUGAACAAGGAAACACGAAUGGUCUUGAUUUUUACAAGAUCGCGGUAGAUCUUUUCCAGGCUUCUAAUACCAACAACUCCCAUCAGUUUUCCAAGGAGCUUCUGGACUUCUCCCUUCUGGCUAUGAACCUAUACCCUGGGUACGUCAAGCUUGAUUACGUCCAGGGUGUUUUACAGAAAUCCAAGCUUUAUUACAAAGAUUCAUUUUACUAUGUGGCACUGACAUCCUACGCCAAAAGUAUCAACGACAAUGCUGCCGUAAAAAGCCUGUACGAAGAGUUCAGAAAUGCGUCUGUCUCCGAUUCUCAUCUACAAAGACAUCAAUAUGAAAUCUACAGCUCUGUUUUGUCGGGUUUGGUCGAGACAGGCGACAUGGCGUUGGCGAUCAAAUUGCUGGACAAUGUCUUGACCGACGCGAAGGAAAGGGUGGGACUAGCAUCCAAUGUUUCUCUCGUGCUUUCGCAAUUCCUGGUGUCGGUCAGCAAGCUGGAUUGUCAGAAGGCUUACAAUCUAUGGUAUGAGUUCAAAAAGCUUCGAUGGGUCCCUGAGUUUUCCUAUAACUUCUACCUGAGCCUCCUUUCUAACAGUUUGGGGAAUUGGCGAUUAUCGAAAAAGAUCUAUGAUUAUAUCUUCCCCAUGACGCGUGAGAAGCAAACGCAGCCAAGCAGUUUGAGUGGUCACCUUUUAAGUUCAUAUGCUACGGAAACGACGCUAAGUUCGUUCUUGGACUAUGCUCUUCAAUUGAAGGACACUGAAGUGGUCAUGAAAUUAUUAGAGGAGUCGGUGGUCAAGAAGUUUGGAUUCGAACCCGCUGUCUAUCCCUUCAUAUUCGGAUUUCUAAGGGAUAUCCAUUGCCCUGAAGAUUAUCUGAUACGAUUUAUCAACUGUCAUGGUGACUUUAUGAGCAGAAGCAAGGCCAAGUUCGAGUUCUUGAACGGAUUGAUUGACGCAUAUCAGUCUCAGGUCAUUUUGAGUAAGGUAGCCAACACUCAAUUCUUUUUGAGUUGCUGCAAGAGUUUUCACGCACCAGACAGCGACAUCAACUACAGUGGCUUGAUCGCAUGCUUCCAAAGCUUGUGGGGCUGUCCACAAACUAUUGAGAAAUACAGUUAUAACGUCAAAUUGCAUGGGAUAAUGAUUUGCAAACUCUACGACCCAGAGGGCUAUUAUGCUGUGAUGGAAAACGAGUUCUUGCUGCAGUUUAAGGAUCGCUUGACGGCUAGGUUCGAGAAAUUAAUGACGAAUUAUCAAAGACUUGGACUCGAUCCUAAUGAAAUAACAGGAACGUCAGUUCAGGCAGCCAGGAUGAUCAACAUGCCAGAAGAAGUAGUGGAGUUUUUUGCUCAUCCAGGUGAUUGGGACAAAUCUUAUCCACUGUGUCUGGGGUCGAUGAUCCGUAACUCUUUCGUCACAGGAUCCAAAGCGUAUGAGAGAUUGCGCAGAGAAGGAUUUUGCUUUGACUACGACACGUACAAGCAGUUGGUAUCGCAAAGGGUAAACGAUGCGGAAACAGUCACCAAGUGCUUGGAACUCUGCCCUGAUGAAGAGGAAAAGAAGUACAUGAGCAAUUGUUUGGUUGUGAAAACGCCAAGUAAAGAACUCGAAAAAAAAGUUUUAGAGCAUCCUUCAUUCCAGGAAAAAAUCCUGCCAUAUCUCAAAGACGAUUCUUAUCUUCGCCUCGCGAAGAAUGUCGGUAAUAUUCAAACUUUCAUGGAAAGAGUUCAUUUUCCACAGAACUUCCGAGCUAUUACAGAACAAGCUGAACAUAAGGCUUCCAUCGGUUAUGUUUACGAACAACUAUAUCGAAACAAACAAUACUCCUACAUUGUUGAACUCAACAGCUUAUGCCCUGUUCUGGAUAUUGGUCUCUUGCUGAGGGCGUGUAUCCGUUCCGGCAAUUUUUCGCAAUACAAUACGUUGUGGGCAAAGUAUAAUGACCGUCUUGGAAAUGAAAGCUGCGAUAUACAGGCCGAGUUUUUGCUAAACAACAGAGAGGUAAAUGAAGCCAUCAAAGUGUUGAGAAAUUCAAUUGCUAAAACCGAUCACAAGUCGAAUGAUUUGCUGUCCUUCGCCCUCUUCCUCAAAUCUUUCUCGACACGCGUGAUACAUCUGGAAAAAGUAGAGAAUUCUUUGCAGUUUGCUAAUGUGCUAUCUGCUCAAGACACCUUUGCGGGCAUGGUUGCACUUUACCAAGCUCUCAUGAACGAGACAAACAGCAACUUCGACAUAACAGUUCAGCAGGCUGUAACAUUAGAAAUCACGGAGCAGAUGUUGAACAAUCUUGAGGAUUCCUUGCAAUUUAUCGACUUGAACAAUGAUCAGAUAAAAAGGACAGCAAUCCAAAAGCUUUCCAAUUACUUCAGGUUCAGGGCGUUUCUCAAACUACCAGAAGUUGCAGAAGAUGACAUAUACAAAGUUGUCAACAUUUAUUCGAAGAUUCAGCCUUCUGGCAUUGACGCGCUGUUCAACAAUAUUGUUGAGACCAUUUAUCUCAAUCCCAACACCAGGUGCCUGUACCUACUAAACAAUAUGAAAUUCAACUUCGACCCACAACAAUUGUUCAAACUCAUAACGUUCUUCGAGAAAUUCUACGCAAGUGAACUUAAUGAAGAAGAUGCAGAAAAGGCUAAAGGGUUUGGACUUGUUUUGCAUAAACUUUACAGAUUGAAGGACUGA
Lachancea meyersii CBS 8951 is the source of this 3672-nucleotide messenger RNA. Lineage: Eukaryota; Fungi; Ascomycota; Saccharomycetes; Saccharomycetales; Saccharomycetaceae. The record is from the annotation of a GenBank genome assembly.